Messenger RNA from Bombina bombina (fire-bellied toad), 883 nucleotides. Its product is annotated as membrane-spanning 4-domains subfamily A member 12-like. The transcript is spliced from 5 exons. Bases 37 to 633 code for a protein of 198 amino acids. The record is from RefSeq and is a predicted model, not a curated record. NCBI's taxonomy places the organism in Eukaryota, Metazoa, Chordata, Amphibia, Anura, Bombinatoridae. Gene Ontology annotation, cellular component: membrane.
UUCUCACAUGUGGCAAUCGCAACAAUUCAGAUCUGUAUGUUUCCAGUAGGAUAUAUAAUUAUUGGAGUUCACAGUGGCAACGGCAUUUGGGGAGCUGUGUUUUAUAUCAUCUCUGGAUCUUUGUCUGUUGCAGUUGAGUACAAAUGCUCUAUCUCAAUGGUCAAAGGAGCCCUGUCUAUGAAUAUUAUCAGUUGUUUGGCUUCUAUAGCUGAACUUGGUUUGAUAUGCUUCGAUCUUGCUGAUCUUUGCUAUUAUGGCUGUAGGAGCGAUCAUCCAAUUAUACCAGCUUACGCCUUCUUGAUGAUUGCUUCUCUUGUGCAGUUCUCUUUGUCAGUUACAGUAUCUACCUUUACAAGCCGCGCUCUAAAACGCAAAGCCUCUAAACCUCAACAGCAGGUAUUUGUGAUGCAAAAUGAUUACAGGUCUCAAGGAAUGCCUUCUAAUAUUCCUUCUUCUUAUCCUCCGGCAUCUGUAUACGAAAGGGAAAGACAUCCCCAGCAAUCACAGGGGCCUAAUGAUUGGACAUCCACAACAAAUUUUACAGGGAAUUCAACAGUAGCUCAACCUAACUACAGAAUGGAAAACAGUAGUACGUCUUUUAGGUACCCAGCAUACGAAAAGCCCUCGUAUUAAUCCAAUUUAUUUUGCUAUGUUAAAAAUCGGAAAAUUAAAUUUUUAUGUUUUUGAUACUAUUUCUGUGGCAUUUUUAUCCUUCAGAAGUGCAACUGUUUGAAUUAAUUAAUAUGUCUGAUAUAUAAUAAAUCUAGAACAUCUGGUUUACUACUUUAAAAGUAGGUAAAAAUGUAAAUAAACAGUUUAUUUGCAUUGCUAAACGAAGUAAACUAUUAUGUAUAAUGAAAAUAAAGCGACUCAUUCAAUAUUG